Molecule: messenger RNA, 2097 nt
Organism: Exophiala xenobiotica
Lineage: Eukaryota; Fungi; Ascomycota; Eurotiomycetes; Chaetothyriales; Herpotrichiellaceae
Exons: 1
Coding region: 344-1852 (502 amino acids)
Biological process (GO): intracellular iron ion homeostasis
Source: RefSeq, a predicted model, not a curated record
CGGACCUUUACCCUCCAAUGGUGUAAGUCAAUGUCGAGUCUCAUCCCUCCCGAUCAUUGAGUGUGUGGGCUGAUGUCUUUGAGUGAUGGUCCGAUUCCUAGCCAGGUGGGAGAACUUACGAAGGUGAUCAUUUCCGGCUAAGCAAACGGCGAAAGCAUCCGCUUCAUGAUUCGUUGACCCUCUCACCACCCUCCACCCUUCCUGCAUUGCUCUUAACCAGGUCAUGAUGCUCAUGUGGCUCUGUGGCUCUUUCUGAUUCUCAAAGCCCGACUUCCUUCGUAGACACUUCACUCCCGACUUUUCGAGACGCACUACGGAGUAGUGUUCAAGUGCCUUCCUCUCCAUGGCUCCAGGCGUCGUAGCUGACGAUGGCAUUGCCAGACAUGGCGACCAGUCGAUAAGCCACAGCACUGGCGCCAAUGUCUGGCAUCCAGCGUCAAUCAGCACAGGCAAUGGCCGGCUACUGCGCGCUCCAGUCCAUCUGUACUCGACAAGCUUAGAUGAAGUCCACGACCUUGUCUGCGUCGGCUUCGGGCCUGCCUCACUUGCCAUUGCGGUCGCGCUUAACGAUCUGUUGGAGGCACAAACCAACAUGAGGGACGCCAUCAUCAGUCCCAAGGUGCGCUUUCUGGAACGGCAAAAUACGUUCAAAUGGCAUGCUGGCAUGCUGCUACCAGGAGCGAGGAUGCAAAUCUCCUUCAUCAAGGACCUUGCCACCCUUCGAGAUCCCUGCAGCUAUUUCACCUUUCUCAAUUAUCUCAAACAGCAUGAUCGACUUGUCCAAUUCUCCAACCUUGGUACAUUCCUGCCCUCGCGGCUGGAAUUCGAUGACUAUCUCCAAUGGGCCGCGUCACAUUUUCAUGAUGUCGUCCAGUACAGUCAGGAUGUCGAAUCGAUCCAUCCACGGAAAUUGGCCGGCACAGACAAGUAUGACUGUUUCGAAGUCGUCUCGCGCAAUCUCUCGUCGGGAAGGUCAAGCACUUUCUUCACUCGGAACGUCGUCAUUGCAGCAGGUGGGCGACCGUCCCGGCCUCCACAGUUUCCCGCCUUUCACGACAGGAUUCUGCACUCGUCAGAAUACAAUACCAGGAUUGAACGAGUCUUGCCAGACAAGGACAAGCCGUACCGCAUAGCCGUGAUGGGUGGUGGACAGAGUGCCGCAGAAGUGUUCAAUGAUCUGCAUGCCCGUUACCCGAAUGCCACUACGAGAAUGAUAUUCCGAGACACAGCCUUGCGACCGAGCGAUGACUCGCCUUUCGUGAAUGAAGUAUUCAAUCCCGAGGCUGUGGACACCUUUUUUGAGCAGCCUGACGAUUUCCGUUUCGACACCCUGAAGAAGAACAAGGCCACCAAUUAUAGCGUCGUCAGGCUUGAGUUGAUUGAGAAGUUGUAUGACGACCUUUAUCUGCAGGGCAUCAAGCAACCUGACCGGACACAAUGGCAACACCAGAUCCUUUCGUCGAGGGAUAUCACUGAAGUGACGGAUGACAAGUCAACGGGAGGCUUGGUACUCACCUUGACCAAUUUGGAACCACUCAGCGACAGAGCGACCGAAAAACUGGGUGUCGACGCACUCAUAUUGGCGACCGGCUAUCGGCGAGACGCACAUAUCGAUAUGCUUCGAGACUGUCAAAGCAUCAACGCAAACCGAAACGGUCAUUGGCAACCUGGACGAGACUAUGGGCUGAAGCUGGAUCCGCAAACGGUCGACGAAGGAAUGGGCAUUUGGUUGCAGGGCUGUAAUGAAGGCACUCACGGACUCUCUGAUUCAUUGCUUUCAAUCGUGUCGACAAGGGGGGGAGAACUUGUGGACUCCAUUUUUGGAAAAGACCUGAGCCUCAAUGGGCAUUGAAAUGAUAUCUCUAGCUCUCAUAGCAGAAGUCCAUAGCUGAAGGCUUUAGAACCUUGUGCAAAGCAUCGUCCUGGCAUAGACAGCCGAAGACAGUGCUGUGAGUGGUUGAUAAUACUGGAGACACACGAAUAUCUGUCAACAGCUUCCAUAGUACUGGGUAAGGUAGUUCGUCGUCUUUCCAGACAAUGAGGAACACGAUUCGCCCUCGCCUUUCGUGUUCGGUAUGACUACAUGGGCCACCGCAU